Molecule: messenger RNA, 6850 nt
Organism: Oncorhynchus nerka (sockeye salmon)
Lineage: Eukaryota; Metazoa; Chordata; Actinopteri; Salmoniformes; Salmonidae
Product: daf-12-interacting protein 1-like
Exons: 21
Coding region: 557-5437 (1626 amino acids)
Biological process (GO): regulation of focal adhesion assembly; positive regulation of stress fiber assembly
Cellular component (GO): stress fiber
Molecular function (GO): myosin II head/neck binding
Source: RefSeq, a predicted model, not a curated record
UCAGCCCAUCUUAGAGGAGGGGGGAGGGGGGGAGGGGGGAGGUCCCUUUAAGAGACCACCAGGGCCCCGCUCCAGAAACUACAAGACAGUCACAUGGGCCCCAGAUGGGGAGGAGCCUAAAGAGGAAGAGGGGGGUCUUGGGCAGGAAGAGGAAGUGUUGAAACGGGAAGUAGAAGAACAUCGGCGGCUGCAGAGGCUGGAGAAGGCGGGGAUUAAAGUUCUGCCCGCUGUGAUUCGCUACGGCAGACCGGCGCCCCGUCUGGAGCAACAGGAAGUUAAGUCACCAUCCCCUGACAUCAUCCUGCGUCGCCAUAAUGACUUCCUGACCGACCAGAAGGCUGCGUGGGACUCUGACUCUGAGGGUGAGGCAGAGGGUGAAGAGGGGGGAGGAGGGGUGAGGAGGGUUCCUGACGUCCGUAGAGAUGACCUGGCCUCCCGACGCGCCCCACGCCCCCCCCCUGCUCCCACAGCGUACCAGUACGUCCCCCCACCUGCCUGCAGUCUACGGGACAGAGAACUCUGGGAGGACAUCAGACGAGCCUCACACACUGCUCUGAUGGACAGGAUGGAGCUGGAGACAAGUGCGAAAGAGGCAGUGUGUGACAUCAUCACACGCAGAGACAACCCCUUCCUUAGCCCAGCCUCCCAGCGAGAGGAAGAGGAGGAGGAGGAGGAGGAGGGUAGAGGUGUUAAGGUCCCAUUACCCAAUAAGACGAAAGAUGACCUCGCUAGAAGGAGGGGACAUAAUAGGUCACGCCCAUCUCACAGAGACGGACCAAUGAGCUUCGUCCAUGCCUCCAUCACCCAGUCAGAUCUGGAGAAAUGGGAGAGACUCAAGAUGUCUGAACCCAGUGAGUCUAGCCCCUCCCCUGUGUGUCAGGCAUGUCUGGAGAAAGUUUCCGGAACCCCUGACAUCAUCUCUAUGGCGACGGGGUCAAUGCGAGGUUGUUCUAAGGUUGUGACCUUUGGCGGCGUGACAGAGCUGGAGGAACAGCCAAUCAGCUCUUCCCGGGAAGGGGAGGAGUCUCAGUUGUUACGGCGACUGCUGGCCAAGGCAACCGUUGCCAUGCCGAUCAUCGCGCUGGGCUCCCAGCUCUCCGAGCAGCAGGAUAGCCAUAUGGGCGGAGUAGACGCUGCACAUACCCCGCCUCCCAACUCUGGCCCCUCCCCCCUGAGCCCAGAGGCUCCUCCCACCCCGUUGGAGCUAGAAGCCCGUCUGGCGCAGUACGAGAGGAGAGUGAGAGAGGAGGAGGAGGAGGAUGGAGGGAGAGAUGAAAGGAAGGUUCCGGACCUUCAGAAGGACGACAUGAUGGCCAGGAAGACAGGCGCGUUCCCCAGGACCCACAACACCACGACGACAACAUUCAACCGCUUCCUACCACUGCCGGGUUCCAAACGCCCAGCACAGGAAGUAGUCACAGACAGGAAGCUACAGCAAUCCAGGGUCUCCAUGGACAUGCCUCAACAGCACCCCAACGUGGCAACGGUCGUCAGGCCGCCCGUUCCCAGCCAUUGUAACUAUGAUGAUGAUGAUGAGGAUGAGGAUGAGUGCCCUGUACCAGACCUGGAGAAGGAUGAUAUGUUGGCUCGUAGGACCGGGGCAUACCAACACAGCGCGGGGAGAACCGGACGCUCCUUUAACCUGUUCCUGCCUGUCCCUGGAGCUGCCCAACAGAAGAACACCCCCUCUGGUGGACCCAACCAACUCUACAAGAACACCCCCUCUGGUGGACCCAACCAACUCUACAAGAACACCCCCUCUGGUGGACCCAACCAACUCUACAAGAACACCCCCUCUGGUGGACCCAACCAACUCUACAAGAACACCCCCUCUGGUGGACUCAACCAACUCUACCAGAACACCCCCUCUGGUGGACCCAACCAACUCUACAAGAACACCCCCUCUGGUGGACCCAACCAACUCUACAAGAACACCCCCUCUGGUGGACCCAACCAACUCUACAAGAACACCCCCUCUGGUGGACCCAACCAACUCUACCAGAACACCCCCUCUGGUGGACCCAACCAACUCUACCAGAACACCCCCUCUGGUGGACCCAACCAACUCUACCAGAACACCCCCUCUGGUGGACCCAACCAACUCUACAGACACAAACAGCAACCCAGCAGUGGCGUUUCCACAGCAACAGGAACUGAAGCCCCGCCCUCUAGAACCCCAACCAGGAAGUGUCUCGAGGACAACUCCUAUCUCUCCUCCCCCUCUUCUCCCUCCACCCUCCUCUCCUCCCACACCCACACUCCUCCUUCCACCCCUCCUCUCCCCCAGCUUAGUGGGAGGGAAAAAAGGAGGGAGGAGGGGAUGGAGAGAGGGAAGGAGAGAGAGAUGGAGAGAGGAGAGGAGACAAAGAAGGAGAGAGGGAAGGAGAGAGAGAUGGAGAGAGGGAAAGAGAGAGAGAUGGAGAGAGGAGAGGAGACAGAGAUGGAGAGAGAGAAGGAGAGAGGGCAGGAGAUAGAGAAGGAGAUACAGAUGGAGAGAGGAGAGGAGACAGAGAUGAAGGAGAGACGGAAGGAGAUAGAGAUUGAGAGAGGAGAGGAGACAGAGAUGAAGGAGAGACGGAAGGAGAGAGGAGAGGAGACAGAGAUGGAGAGAGGGAAGAAGGUGGGAGAGUCUAACAGAAGACCGUUCUGGGUGGAAGACAAUGAUCUGCCUCCAAUGAUGUUGAGCGGGAGAGUGUCUAAGAUGUCUGAGGAGUUGGAGAGCAUAAAUAUAAUUAACAUGCACAGUGAGGAAGAGGGGGCGGGACUACUUCAGCCUCUCGGCCAAUCACGAUAUGACGGCAUGCAGGAACAGUACACCAAUCACCAGGAGGAGGAGGAGGAAUGGCAAGACGACCUAGCCCGGUGGAAGAGUCGUCGCCGCAGUGCUUCUCAGGAUCUGAUCAGGAAGGAGGAGGAGAGGAAGCGAAUGGAGAGGAUGAUGAAGGAGGAGGAGGGAGGCCACACCCAGAAGAAGAAGAACAUCAAGACGUACAGAGAGAUCGUAGAGGACAAAGAGCGUAGGGAGGCGGAGCUAUGUGAUGCGUACAGGAGGGCGGGCUCUAAAGCGGAAGCUGCCAUGGUUCUCCAGCGUUACGUUCUCCGCUUCACCAUCAGUGAUUCAACGCUGGACAGUCUGCAGCUACCUAGAACCAUUACUACUGACCAGAACCCUGAGUCUAGAACACCUGCUACCAACCAGAACCCUGAGUUUAGAACCACUACUACCAACCAGAACCCUGAGUCUAGAACACCUGCUACCAACCAGAACCCUGAGUCUAGAACCAUCACUACCAACCAGAACCCUGAGUCUAGAACCACUACUACCAACCAGAACCCUGAGUCUAGAACACCUGCUACCAACCAGAACCCUGAGUUUAGAACCACUACUACCAACCAAAACCCUGAGUCUAGAACACCUGCUACCAACCAGAACCCUGAGUCUAGAACCAUCACUACCAACCAGAACCCUGAGUCUAGAACCAUCACUACUGACCAGAACCCUGAGUCUAGAACCAUUACUACCAACCAGAACCCUGAGUCUAGAACCAUUACUACCAACCAGAACCCUGAGUCUAGAACCAUCACUACUGACCAGAACCCUGAGUCUAGAACCAUUUCUACUGACCAGAACCCUAACCCUAUAACCAGUAUUAAUAACCAGAACUCUGAGUCUAGAACCAUUACUACUGACCAGAAUCUUGAGUCUAGAACCAUUAGUUCUGACCAGAACCCUAAGUCUAGAACCAUUACCUCUGACCAGAACCCUGAGUCUAGAACCAUUACUGCUGACCGGAACUCUGAGUCUAGAACCAUUACUACUGACCAGAACCCUAACCCUAGAACCAUUAUUACUAACCAGAACCCUGAGUCUAGAACCAUUACUGCUGACCAGAACCCUGAGUCUAGAACCAUUAGUACUGACCAGAACCCUGAGUCUAGAAGCAUAAUUACUAACCAGAACCCUGAGUCUAGAACCAUUACUGCUGACCAGAACCCUGAGUCUAGAACCAUUAGUACUGACCAGAACCCUGAGUCUAGAAGCAUAAUUACUAACCAGAACCCUGAGUCUAGAACCAUUACUGCUGACCACAACCCUGACUCUGACCCUGACAACCGAGAACGAGCUGGAAACGGACUAGAGGCCCUGCAGACUGACACAAAGCAAGAGCCCCGAGUCCCCCCCCAAAAACAUAUCUCUGUCACACACACCCAACACACACAGCUCCAAACCCAAAACACCCAAGACACACAGCUCCAAACCCAAAACACCCAACACACCCACACACAAAACCACUCCACACAAGGUCAGCACACACUCCCCCCUCCCAUCUCCCCCCCCUCGCGGCCCCUCCCUCUCCUAACAGCCAAGCCCUACUGCCAGCCACCACAGACACAGCCUGGACACAAGCCUGUUAAGGUAGAUGGCUUGGUGAGGCUGAAUGGAGAGACUCUCCCGUCCUCCCCGCCUUCCUCACCCCUUCAAUCCCCUUCCUCACCCAUUCACUCCCCCCAGCCAACCGAACAACCUGGUGCCAAUCAGAAGACACAGGUGUCGGCCGUCAGCGCCCUGAUUGGAGGGAGGAACUGUGUUGUCACGACGACCAUCGUGACGGAACUCACCCAGACACACCUGCAGCCACGUCCGUUAGAUAUGCUCAGCAACACACAGGUGAACGGCUCCAUGGCAUUGUCAAGGAGAUCAGGGGAGGAGGCGGUGUCUGACUCUUCACUGCUUAGCAACCAGAACACCUACUCAUCCUCGGUGACAGGAGGACUGGAGGGGAGCAGUGGGACGAUGGAGAGCCCCAUGUUGAACCUGGCUAAGCGUGUAGAUCACUGGGUGUGGAACCCUGAGGAUGAGAGGAGACGACAGGAGAAGUGGCAGCAGGAGCAGGAGAGAUUCCUACAGGAGCAGUACCUCAGGGAGCAGGAGAAACUGAAAGGGAGUGGGAGACUACUGAAAGAAGAUCCUGGAGGAGACACUACUGUUUUAUCCACCUCCCACAGAGCUCGCUGUUCAGACAGAAGUGAUCGUUCGGCACAACAGAUCUAUGCAUCAUGGGACUGUGAGUCAUCCAGGGGUCAGGAGACGUCUCUGGACCGCAACCAGCCCUGCGCCGUCAAGAGGUCAGGAUCGUAUGAGGGCCCACAUCCACCUUCAUCAUCCCCAUCAUCACCUCAACCGCCCUCCCCCAGCAGGUGUGUGAGUGGUAAGCGUCAGUGUUCAGGUUGCAAUCAGGCGCUGGGGAAAGGAACAGCUAUGAACAUCGACACGCUGGGCCUGUACUUCCACCUAACCUGCUUUAAGUGUGGAGUGUGUAAGGUACAGCUAGGUGACACCAGUUCAGGAACAGAUGUUAGGAUCCGUAACGGGCUGCUGAGCUGUCACGACUGCUAUGCCACAUCACACGCAGUUGGCCAGCCGACUACGCUGUGAUUGGCUACAGCCUGCAUCUGGAACCCUUCACAACAUUCUGGAACGCUGUGGAAUUCUCUUAACUGGACACACAAACUUCUCCCAGAUGAUGUCACGGAGACUAAACUGUCUGAUGCUAACUGAUGCUAAUGGAGGCUAACUGCUAAGUGCUAGCGUUGUAGCUGAUCAACCAGUUUUUCCCAGACUGACUUUGAGUACAGAGACCUGAAGCACAACCACUGAUCUACGACAGCACACUCAGACACACGCUACAUGCUAACACCAGCAGCAGUCGGAAUGUAGUAGCUACCUUACCUUAAUGUCAAAUGAGCUAAAUGAUAAAUGCUAACGGAUGCUAACUGCUAAAUGCUACUCUUCACUCACCAUCAUAAUGCCUUAAUAACUCUGUUUUGUUUUUGUGUUUUAAGUAUUUUUGCAUGAACGAAGACCGUGUUAGUUGUUGUUGUUGUUAACGGUAGUUAGGCUGUGUUACCUAGCGACAGCCCUGACGACCACAUAUAGUUGUUAUGGUUACCGUAUGCCUCUCCUCCAUGUUGUUGCGUAAUGAUAAAAGCUUUUGUCUUUAUUCUAAUGUUCACCUGAUCAUCAUUAUGCUGCAUUCAUUACUCUGAGAGCAAUAAGGAUGCAUGAUCGCUUUAGUUAUUAUUGGAUGUUAUUAUUACCAUUUAAUAACAAGGAUAUUCUGACAUUGUGUUUUAGAGCUUUGCAUCAUACUCUGCCUUAAGACGAGAGUGAGAGGGGUAGCACACGUGUAGUGUUUAAGUGUGUGUGUGUGUUUGUGUGCAUGUUUGUGUGAGUAGUUUUAGUUCAACUUGAAGCACAGUCCUAUACCAGCGAAUAUUACUACACAUUGACCCGCCCUCUCCCUCUUUCUCUCACCUGAUUGGACCUUUACUCCUAAGAACAACCAAUGAAUGAGACACAGUUAUCUGCUGCUUCCUGUUUAUGCCCAGCCUCUUGUCCUAUGGCAUUUUUAGGCCUAUUUCUUACACCAAUCAAAUGCUUUGGAUAGAUGUGUAGAGGAGAGGCGAGAAGGGAGGGGAGGGGAGGAGAGGGGAAGAGAGGAGAGGAGGAGAGAGAAGAGAGGAGAGAGGAGGGGAGAGAGGAGGAGAGGAGAAGAGAGGAGGGGAGAGAGGAGAGGAGGAGAGAGGAGAGAGGAGGGGAGAGAGGAGAGGAGAGAGGAGAGCGAGAAGAGAGAGGGGAAGAGAGGAGAGGAGAGAGGAGAGAGGGGAGGAGAGAGGAGAAGAGAGAGGAGAAGAGAGAGGAGAAGAGAGGAGAGGUGAGGGGAGGAGAGGAAGCUACUUUAGACUGUUCUGUCUGCUGACAUUUCUAAAGGACAAACUGAAUUGAUCCAGCUUCAUAGCCUUUAUAGCAAUGUGUGUUUAUCAAUAAAAUGACAUGGGUUUGUUUCAA